GAGUUCAUACGUAACUGGGAAUGUUACGCAAGGGCACUUUAAUGUAGGUCUUCCUGUGGAGGUUUCAGAGAUCGCACACAGAUAAGAACUUAGAACAAACACCCACACAGUCACAGAGAGGGACAGAAGGGAGAAGGGGAGACUAGAGAUUCCUGCUAUUGGAUGCAGAUGUUGGAGAGGGUUUAAAGUAAGAGGAGACAAAACCAGAACAGCUCUGAGCAGCAGACACAAAGGACACACAUGAGAGAGUGACCAGGAUUCAAACACAAGGACUGUGGGCUGGACAAACAGGAAGGAGGUUUCACCCGUUGGAAUUUGUCACCCGGUCAAAAGUGAAUGUUCGACAAAGGAUUGGAAGGUGCAGCUGAGAGAGGAUCUCCCAGAGGAACAGGCACGCUGGUGUUGCUUGGCUGACUUUGCAGUUAAAUUUCAGCUUCUGCUUUUUGGCUUCUCUGUGUUGUGACCAAGUGUCAGCCAUGUCAGAGCAGGAAGAGAUGUCCUACAGCCAGUCCAUUCAGGAGGCCAGCAGCUCCAUCACUCGCUUCCCUCUCAUCCCGAUCAGAGGGGUUCCUCUCAUGAACCACAUCGCCAACAACUUUGACUCAAUCCAGGCUUUUAGUCCGGACCCCUCGGACAUCUUCAUCGCCACCUACCCCAAAGCAGGGACCACAUGGACCCAGGAGAUUGUUGACCUGCUUGUUCACAACGGAGAUGCUGAGCUCUGCAAACGAGCCCCGACACCUGUCCGCAGUCCUUUCCUGGAGAUCUUCUCCCCACCACCCAUUCCCUCAGGUCUUGAGCUUCUGACAAAAAUGGAUCCUCCGAGAAUUAUCAAGACACACCUUCCUUUUCAUUUGGUGCCUCCUGGAUUUUGGGAAAACAAGUGCAAAACGAUCUACGUGGCACGCAAUGCAAAAGACAAUAUGGUGAGCUACUUCUACUUUGACAAGAUGAAUAUGACCCAGCCGGAGCCGGGCCCUUGGGGCGGCUAUGUCCACAAGUUCAUGCGUGGAGAGUUGUCUUGGGGCUCCUGGUAUGACCAUGUGAAAGGAUACUGGGUGGAGAGAGAGAAGAGGAACAUCCUUUAUCUCUUCUUUGAGGACAUCAAAGAAAAUCCCCGGCGUGAAAUUGAGCGCAUCAUGAGGUACCUGGACCUGUCGCUCUCUGAUGAGGUCAUCAGUCGAAUUGUGGAGCUCACGUCCUUUAAGAACAUGAAGGAGAAUCCAAUGAGCAACUACACCUGCAUCCCGUCCAAUGUGUUCGACCAAUCUGUCUCCCCCUUCAUGAGAAAAGGUGAAGUGGGUGAUUGGAAAAACCAUUUCACACCCGAGCAAUUGAAGAUGUUUGACGAAGAUUAUGAAAAGCAAAUGAAGGACGUCGACAUACCAUUCAGGAGCCUCAUCUAAUGGAAUCUCACACGUUGAUGCAGCUUUGCAAACCAAAGAGCGAUGAACUGACACCGGGCAGCUCUCAUAAAGAAUACUACGAGAAAAUCUGAUGCAAGCUGAAAACCAAAACCACCGAUGAAAUACAAAUGUGAACCACUAAAAUACAUGAUGUGUAGAUGAAGAGGGAAUCCUUCUGUGAUGCGUGUGUGUGUAAAGGAUCAAUAAAUUUGUUCUCCACACUACAACUGCAUGAGUUUGUAAUCAUCACUUUAUUGCAUCUUAUCAAGUAAACAAUAUAUAAGACCAAAAGUGUUGUGACCGAGUGGACAUGCCCAUUUUUUCAUGAGACCUCCAAGAGUCCACUGACUGCAUGAAGCCUAAAGAGAGCGCCGGCAGCUGGAGGCACGUGGUGGUUCUGCUCGUAUGAAAUCAUCCUGCAACCCUACACCACACUGUACAGAGCCCAGCCAGAAGCAGGGAGGCUGCACAAGAGAUACGAGCGACAAAAAGACUAGAAUAAAA
Molecule: messenger RNA, 1910 nt
Organism: Paralichthys olivaceus (Japanese flounder)
Lineage: Eukaryota; Metazoa; Chordata; Actinopteri; Pleuronectiformes; Paralichthyidae
Gene: sult1st6
Product: sulfotransferase family 1, cytosolic sulfotransferase 6
Biological process (GO): sulfation
Cellular component (GO): cytoplasm
Molecular function (GO): sulfotransferase activity
Source: RefSeq, a predicted model, not a curated record